AUGGCUGAAACAUCGACGGCUUUACAAAAUUGGUCGGAGAUUUGGAGAAAAGAUUUCUACAAUGGAAUUACGUUGAAUACACAGAAAUUAAAUGAAAUCGAUCCAAAUGAAUUCGAAAAUUUAUUGCCGUCGUUUAUCGAAAAUUGGAAAGAACAAGGGAUAAAGACUGUUUGGAUGAAAGUACCAAAAGAGCAUUCAAUAUUGAUCCCAAUUCUAACAAGUGCUGAUUUCGAAUUUCAUCACGCACAACCCAAAUAUUUGAUGAUGACGAAAUUUUUGCCAAAUAAAGGGAAAGCGAAUCUUCCAACUUACCCGUUCACACAAAUUGGUGUCGGUGGGAUUACGGUAGAUGAUGAAGGUCGAUUCUUGAUGAUGCGAGAAAAACAGGGCAUCUAUUUGGGUUGGAAAUUCCCGGGCGGUUUAAUGGAUCCUGGAGAGAGUUUACUAGAGGCGGCAGCUAGAGAAGUUAAAGAAGAAACUGGCGUCGAUGUUGAGGGAGUUGCUUUGUUGGGUUUUCGACAUAUGCAAAAUCUCAAAUUUGGUAUUGUCGCUGAUUUAUAUUUUGUGGUGGUGAUGCGGUUGAAACCUGGUGGAGUACAUGAACCGAAGCCAUGCGUGCAUGAAGCAGCCGCUGCUGCUUGGCUAUCACGAAAAGAGAUCGACGAGUUGAACCCGGAUGAGCAUGCCACAAUUUAUCUUCAAAGUAGCCUCAAGUAUUAUGAUGAAUGGAGAAAAUCCGGAUUGAAAGGAUUACUCGAAGAAAGCACUGAGUCGAGGGGUAGACUAGCGAAAACUUACUACUUUGAUUAUACGAAAGUUGAUGUGGAAAGAAAAGGAAAUUUA
Molecule: messenger RNA, 843 nt
Organism: Mesorhabditis belari
Lineage: Eukaryota; Metazoa; Nematoda; Chromadorea; Rhabditida; Rhabditidae
Source: the annotation of a GenBank genome assembly